This is a messenger RNA of Hyla sarda, 2899 nucleotides long. It is a transcript of the gene MLLT11, whose product is annotated as MLLT11 transcription factor 7 cofactor. The record is from RefSeq and is a predicted model, not a curated record. The transcript is spliced from 2 exons. Gene Ontology annotation, cellular component: cytosol; nucleoplasm. Lineage: Eukaryota; Metazoa; Chordata; Amphibia; Anura; Hylidae. Bases 219 to 440 code for a protein of 73 amino acids. Gene Ontology annotation, biological process: positive regulation of mitochondrial depolarization; positive regulation of DNA-templated transcription; apoptotic signaling pathway.
AUUUAAGGUAAUGAGCAUCCUGCAGAAUUUGGCUGAAUCAUUGGCCCAGAAUCCUCUGCUGUGAGAGGACUGAGGUGUGAGGAAGGAGGAGCUGCUGUCUCAUACACAGACAAAGCCUCAGAAUAGUCUCCAGAAACCUCCCUGUCUCCAGGAGGAGCCCAGACAAUACCUGCAGCCAGAGACUAACCAGCAGCAUCCCCUCCGCCUGCACCGUGACAAUGCUGGACACCCUCAGCAGCCAAUAUGAUUCCUUCCUGUUCUGGAAACUUCCAAUCCCAGAACUGGAUCUCUCCGAACUGGAGUGCCUUGGCUUAGGGGAGACCACCAAGACUUCUAAAGGUGGAUCCAAAGAGGAAGACCCCCUGCUAGAGUUUACCGCCUUCAACUUCUGGCGGGAACCCAUCGCCAGCAUCGAUACCUUGGACUUCGAUCUGAUUUAAAAAAAGAAAAAGAUCUAAAAAAAAAAACAAAGGAAAAAGAAAAACCCACGGCCUUGCUGUAAUGUACCUGCCGUUCAGCCACAGAUCGCUCACAAAGCUUAUUUAAUUUAUUUGUUUAUUUAUUUAUUUUCACGACCCUGGUGGUUUCUCUGUGAACGUGAUUUUUUUUUGUUACUUUUUGUUUAUAUUUAUUAAUUUAUUAUACCUCUGAAGCACUUAGUUUUUACUCUCAUAAAGGCAGAGUCUUCCAUCUUUCGAGAUGGAAACCAUACUAAAGCCGAUUCUCUCUUAAAGGAGUAUUUACACGUACAGUAUCCUGUGCAUAUUGGAUGUGCAGGAUUUGAAGCUGCAGAUUUCAAUGUAAACUAAAUGACUGAACAUCGCUUCAAAUCCUAUUGGAUACUGUAGGUGUGAAUAGACCUUAAAGAGCUACUCCGCCCCUAGACAUCUUAUCCUCUAUCCAAAGGCUGCAUGGCGGCCGUCAAGCCCCCUUCCCAUAGACUUGCAUUGAGGGGGGUGACGUCAUGAGGGGCAUGGCCGCGACUUCACGACCCCCGCCGCCCGCUUCAAGCGGAGUACCCCUUUAAGGGUAGGGUCACACGUAACGGAUCCACAGCUUAUUGUACGCUGCGGAACGGCCAAUGACUUGACCCUAUGACUGUGAGUACAUUGCGCGUGUCCGUGGCGACUCACAGGUCCAUGUGUGAUCCAGCAGGAGGCGCACUAUAAGGUCGGGUCAUCGGCGUGUUUUACACUGUGGAUCCGUUACAUGUGACCCUACCCUAAGGGUGUAUUUAUACUAAGGGUAGGGUCAGACACAGUGCAUCCGCAGCUUAUUUAACACUGCGGAAGCACUGCCGGCAGUCACAGAGCGACUGCAGAGUGGUCGGGUAGAGCUCGCUCUUCCGUCGCUGUGUGACUGCCGGCAGCGCAUCCGCAGCGUCAAAUAUGUGUAGGACACUGUAUGUGUGAAUAAACCCGUAGAGUCUAUUUAUACAUAGAGUAUCUUGUGCAUAUUUGUUGCGCAGGAUUUCAUGCUGCAGAUUUUAUGUAAGCUAAUUGACUUAACAUAGCUUCAACUGCAGCAUCAAAUCUGUGCAGAACACUGUACGUGUGAAUAGACCAUUAAGUGGAUGUUUUCCUUGGGUUCUUUAGCCCGUCCGGCCAAAAGACUAACCAUCUGCUCUCCCUGAUGUAGAUAUUGAAGGAGCUAAGAAGUACCAGAUCUGUAUCUAAUCCUCUUAUGUUAGCCGCCUGUGAAAGGGUUUUGUAUCUGUAAGGAAAAAUUCCAAAAACUUGUGUUGGUUUGUAGAAUGUGACCACCAAUCGUAGGUGUGUGGAGGUUAUAUAGAGGUAAAAGGACGGUAAAGGAAGCUGUCUCCAGACAUGUCUGGCAGCAGCUUAUUCCUCUCUCCCCUUUCAGAACUAUGUAUGCUCAGCUGAGAAGAGCCUGCAUAUGUAUGGAGGAAUAGUUGUUAUCUGUUUAAUGCAAAAGAAAAUUGCUGAAUAGAUCUACAAUGAGCAAUUGACCCAUUAUAUAACAGAUGAGAUUGAAUGUGAUGAAUUUAAAGCAGUGUUUCCCAACCAGUGAGGCUCCACCUGUUGCAAAACUACAACUCCCAGCAUACUCAUCCUCUCGUUUUUUUGCGCAAACAUUUUUUUUACUCAGAUGAUGAAUGUGCAAAAAUGUGGAAAAAAAAUGCAAAAAAUACAGAAAAUGACAAAGGAUGCGCAAAACAAGUAGCAUAAAAACAAUCAUAAAUAUGGCGCACGGCCUUCCACACCAGAAAACCACUCAAAACAAGGCAAAAAAAAUUGCGCAAAAACAAUGAUAAAUGCUUUGGCUUGUGAAAUGGGUCUAAGUGCUAUUACAAUUUCUAAACAAUGACAAUGACAUAAAAUCCUUUCACAUGUGGCCAUCACGAGGGUUAUGAGGACACAAUAUCAGGCCCGACAGUGACCAGUCGGGUGACUGCAUAAGAUUGGUUGCUAGGGGCAACAUUGCUGUUUUUUUCUGUGCACUUGUUCUAAUUUUCUUCUGCAUCUCUGUUAAUAUGAAUGAUUUCAUAGCUUUAUCUGCAGCCCUGAGGCUCUUCUACUCCUAUGAUCCCAAUGACAAUACUUCAUGGCUGAGGUCGGGCGAGUGUAGUCAUAGGAUCACUGUGUGGAUCCGAAUGACAUCUGACAAUAUUGGCCAAUUCUUCAAGCCACCUAGAAUGUACACAUGAAAAUUGGGAUCAUCACAGUAAUACUAUGACAAGGCUGAGGGACCAGAUCUCUGACAGGAAGUCUUAUCAUAGGGUCACAGGAGCUGUAUGCUUCAGUAAUCUGAAUGUUAUAAGCCAGGAUUCACUUUAUGUUGUAGCCAGACACAAGACAAUGAGGCUCUUCAGUGUUACUCAUGUGACAAACUAAUGUAAUUUGUACUGCGCCAAAUAAAAUAUCUCCGUUGUCACUUG